AUGGCUGGAUCCACCACCCUGCAGCGGCUGCCACCCCCGAGGGAUCGAGGAGGAGGACCGGCCGGCACUGGUGCGCCUGGGCUCCUUCCUCACGGCGGCCCGGUGACCUUUGAGGAAGUGGCGAUCUACUUUUCUGCAGAAGAGUGGGCAGCACUAACAGACUGGCAGAAGAGCCUCUACCGGGACGUCAUGAAGGACAACUACGAUGCCCUGGCCUCUUUAGGUCUCGCCGUCCAGCCCCCCAGCAUCCUCGUGCAGAGCGAAGGUGGGGAGAAGCCCUGUGCGGGCAGAGCCCAGUUCCCAAAGUCCAGAGGGGAUUCACAGGACAAUUUUGGGGCAGGUGGCCAGCCGGCAGUUAAACAGGAGCCUGCUCUGGAUGAAGAUGGCACAGGACUGCCGUGCUGCCCGCUAUACCUACAGGCCUGGGAGGGGAGCUGUGACCACGGAUCCCCCUGUGAGCAGCCUGUGUGGCCAGAAGGCCCCCUCAGGCCUGACUCUGCGGUGAGCGGAGCGACAGCUCAAUCUCCCUGGGAUACGGGGCCCAAGGGGGCAGACGGCACCAUGGUGGGUGAGCAGGCUCUCCCCGUGGAAUUUCAGGCAGCCCCUCGGGCUGGGGAAAGCAGUUCCUGGCCCCUGAGCGUCCCCCAGCCCAGCACCCAUGAGGAGAUGCUGUUGAUCUGUACCCAAUGCCAGAAAUGUUUCCCCGCCCAUUCGGCUCUCCACAUCCCGUCUGUGAUGCCCCUUGGAGCACUGGGGCAGGUGUGCCCUGAAUGUGAGAGUGGCCCUGUUAAGAAACCCCCAGCCCCUGCUGGUCUCCCAAGCCGAGCUGGGAUGCUGCCCUGCACCUGUGCACACUGUUCCGCGCCGAGCACCCGCCCGAGGGGGGCCCUCAAGGAGGAAAGGCCCUACAGAUGCGGGAGGUGUGACAAGUCCUUCCGAUACGCCCAUGAGUACACCUGGCAUCAGAAGGUGCACGCUGGAGAAAAGACGUACCGCUGCAGCGACUGCGCAAAGGUCUUCCGGCACAAACAGGAGCUGAUGUGGCACCAGCGCACCCACACUGCGGAAUGGCCCCACAAGUGUGCCACCUGCGAGAAGAACUUCCGCUUCAAGCAGGAACUGACGUGGCACCUGAAGACCCACUCUGUGGAGCGCCCCUACAAGUGCCCGGAGUGCGAGAAGAGCUUCCGGUACAAGCAGGAGUUCAUGUGGCACCAGCGGGCCCACGUGGGCGACCGGCCGUACAAGUGCCCGGAGUGCGAGAAGAGCUUCCGCUUCAAGCAAGAAUUUGCCUGGCACCAGCGGAGCCACGCCGGGGAGAAGACUUACCGGUGUCCCGGCUGCGAGAAGAGCUUCCGCUACAAGCAGGAGUUCAUCUGGCACCAGCGAAUCCACACUGGGGAGCAGCCGUACCCCUGCGCUUCCUGCAGCGCCACGUUCACCUGCAGGCAGGAGUACAUGCGCCACCAGCGGCUGCACGACGGUGAGAAGCCCUACCAGUGUCCUCACUGCGAGAAAACCUUCCGCCGGGGCUCCACCCUGAUCCGGCACCGGCGCGCCCACAUGGGCGAGGGGCUCUUCAAGUGCCCCCACUGCGAGCGGACCUUUGGCCAGAGUGCCAACCUCCUCAAGCACCAGCGAACACACGCCCUGAAGAGCGAGCCGCUGGGGGCAGCCUCGGAGUGGAAGCCCUGCCUGCCAGGCUCGGGCAGCCCUGCCCCGCAGGACGCCAUGCACAGCGUGCUCAGCCUGAAGACGGUUGCGGUGGGGGCCCUGCUCCUGCUCAACCUGCCAGAGCCCAAACGGCGGAGAGAUCCGGGGGCCGCGCCUGAUGCUUGGGAGCCUCAGACGUGACCCGACUCGU
This is a messenger RNA of Candoia aspera, 1864 nucleotides long. Its product is annotated as zinc finger protein 34-like. Lineage: Eukaryota; Metazoa; Chordata; Lepidosauria; Squamata; Candoiidae. Bases 1 to 1854 code for a protein of 617 amino acids. The record is from RefSeq and is a predicted model, not a curated record. The transcript has 4 exons. Gene Ontology annotation, biological process: regulation of DNA-templated transcription.